Molecule: messenger RNA, 1923 nt
Organism: Perkinsus marinus ATCC 50983
Lineage: Eukaryota; Perkinsozoa; Perkinsida; Perkinsidae
Exons: 3
Coding region: 1-1923 (640 amino acids)
Source: RefSeq, a predicted model, not a curated record
AUGGCGUUGAUAUUGCUUUGUUCGAUGAAGCCAGUUUCCACUAAAGACACUGGUCAGAGAAGGGCUAUAGCCCUUGAGGAGGUGGCUCCACCCCUCUCUGCGAGACGAGCCUCUGGCUCGGGGAUUACCCUCCCACUAAGGGGGGGUAUCCGUCCCAGUGAUGAUGGAAAUGUGGUAUCGAAAGGACCACAGCAAUUUAAUCUUGAUCAGGAUUCCGAGGCCCAGGCUGCUGGCUCGCCAGCGCACAGCCUGGAGAAUUGCUGGAAUGGUUCUCAGUUCGACUGGGCCUCGGAGGCCCCUUCCGAGAGUGAAGAUAUAACCAUGGAGCAGCUGGAGAAAGAUCUUCUCGACGACUCUCCUCCCAGGGCCUCCGCCGUCCCGCCGCUUCAGCGCGUUAGGAAGCCUCUGAAGUCCUGCCGUGGCGAGGGGCCUCAGGCCUUAGCGACCUGCGAUGCCCGUAAGGCAAGGAAGGGCCCUGCCGCCGGCUCUCAGGACACCAAGCACGAGUAUCCCAAGCGACCACAGCUGCGACUCACCAACUUUGAGAAGGUUCGAGAAGCAGCAGCAGCCAUACCCGACAACUCCCCCGCCGCGGCCAUUUCAGCAGGUCUCUCAGAUGCUGUUGCUGCCAACACCCCCGUUAUGGAGGGUCGCGACUCCCCUUCGUGGUGGAGCCGCAAGCUCACGAAGCUGAAACAGAGCCUUAACAAGGCGACCAAGAAGUGGAACAAGGCGAAGAGGGAUGGCAACCUCAUCGGAACCGAGCACUGGAAAGAAGAGCUGACUGAGAGAAGGAGACUCUUCAGGCUAGAAGCCCGAGCAGCCAAGAAGAGGGCAAGGGACCGCUUCUAUGCGUCCCUCCAAGACUUCUCCAAGUGUAUCCGGCCACCGACGGGUAAGUCAGCGGCAGCGAUACUGAAUGGCGACCCAAGCACCAACCAAGCAGCCCAUCUGCUAGAGAAGCUAUUCCCUCGGGACCCUAGGCGGUCCCAGGGGAUGGCCCAGGUUCGCGUCGGUGUAGGCUCGGCAGAUCGCAUCCCAGCAGUAACCGAACAGGAGGUCUUGGAAGCCAUCGGCCGUCUGAAGAUCUCUGCCCCUGGGAGCGACGGCGUCAAUGCUGAAGUUUUGAAGAAGACGGCGCCUGAGCUGGCGGCCAAAUGGGCCACGGCCUUCACUGACAUCCUUAGAUCCGGCGAGUUCCCUGCCGAAUGGAAGGAGGGCAAAUGCAUUGCCCUGGCCAAGCCCGGCCGCGACAUCUUCCAGCCCUCGGGCUGGCGCCCAAUAGUUCUCCUUAGGUGUGCCUCGAAGCUCUUAGAAUCCGUGAUAGCCGAAAGGCUUAUCCACGGCCUAGGGGAGAAGUUCCGAGUGCCAGAGAUUCAUGGCUUCUGCCGGGGCCGAAGCUGCGACACUGCGCUGAGGAGAAUCAUCGACGCCUACCGAGCUGGCUGCGGGAAGAAGGGCCACCAGACCCUCCUCCUCACGUUGGACGAGUCCAAUGCCUUCAAUUCAGUAAGGCAUUCGUUUCUUAUCCAACAGCUCUCAGGCCUAGGCGUGGCUCCCUACCUCUGCACUGUGGUAAAAUCCUGGCUCUCUGGACAACACGUCCAGCUGGAGUUUGGAGCUGACCAAGCGACCAUCUCGCUAGAGAGAGGGGUCCCCCAAGGAAGCAUCCUGGGACCCCUCCUCUACGCCACCUCCACCCUAUCUUUGGCGUCGCUGCUCCGGCCCAUCCCUGGCCUAACCUCGACUUUCUAUGCCGAUGAUAAGACUUUGGUCCUGACGACCAAGGGCGUCCGAGAGUUCAGAGAGCGAUGGCUCCAGAUCGAGACUCGGAUCUCGGAUUGGUCGAGAGCCUCCGGCUCAGCCUCAACCCCAGUAAGUGUUAUUACCUCUCGCCUAGGAAGCUUCAGGUAUCAGCGCUGA